UUGAAUGGUAUAAUGGUCUACAAGUAGAGAUGGGAAACCAGUGGUUGAGAGCUGAUGGCUUCGAAAUACUCUCAAAUUCUUCCUUGUUUUUCCUUCUCACCUCUUUUUCUUGUUUCUUAUUGAUGGGCACUUCUUUCAUGCUUUCUUGCUUCAUUCUACACAAUGGGCAUUGGAUUCAGGCUCAACUUCAGAUGGGCUUCUUCAGUUAGAUAUCCAUACUAUUGCACCACCUCCUCAUCUUGGCCUUCAUCUUAUUCAUUUAGAGCAAUGGAGGCUUCCUAUGACACAACAAGAGUAUCCUUUCCAUAUUUUGUUCUGGGAGAGAUUGAAACUAUGCACAAUGAUCUUCCGAGAGUGCAUAGUUGUGCAUCUGCUGCACAGACCUUAUCGAAUAAUUACUUAGAAACCGAACAUAUAAGUAUCAGAAAGAGUUCUGGUGGUGACUUAAGUUGCAUUAUUAGCAGUAGUUUUCGGAAACCUGGUUCUGCAACAAGUGCUGAGGCUAGCAAAUUAUCACAUUUUGGAGUACUAAUGAAUAAUCUUAGUAUGUUGGAGAAGACGUUUGCUGAUUCAGACGUGCUGAGGCUGGAGAACGAUAUAUUAUCACAAUUGGACAGGCUUGGAGCUCUUAAGUUGUUCCACACUUGCCUCUCCAGGACGAGAUCACGGCCUGGUAAUUCAUCAGUGUCUGAGGAUAUUGAAGAGCAUCAGAUGGAAAGCCAUGUGAACGCUGAUCAGAUGGCUAAGAUUGUUGUUUCCUCAGGAAAAAAGGAAAAGAGGAAAGCAAAGAGAGUGAAAUCAUCGUGGAAUGAGAAAGAUUUUUAUCUGUUGCCAUCAAAUUCUAAACCUAAGCACCAACAUCAGAACUUGUCUUCUCCUGGAAAAUCAUCAAAAUACAGUGGCUCAAGGCCUAAAGUCGCGAGGAAUGAGGCUGAAUUGACAGUAGGCGUGAAGUUAGUUGCGAAUUUGGAAAGAAUUAAAAUGCAGUUGGAAAAAGAAACAGGCGAAACAGCUAGCUUGAGUAGCUGGGCCGAAGCUGCUAACAUCGACAAGAAGACCUUGCAGCAGAAUCUGCACUUCGGUUGUUAUUGCAAGGAUGAGCUCCUGAGAAGCACAAGAUCUUUGAUUCUUUACAUUGCAAGGAACUAUAGGGGCGUCGGAGUGGGUUUUGAAGAUUUAAUUCAGGCAGGAAGCAUCGGUGUCCUGCAAGGUGCAGAAAGGUUCGACCACACCAGGGGGUAUCGGUUCUCUACAUACAUCCAGUACUGGAUAAGAAAGUCCAUAUUGAUGCUUGUUGAGCGGAAUUGCAGAGGAGUUCGGAUUCCUUAUGCAUUGAGCAAAGCGGUGAAGAAGAUACAGAAAGCUAGAAAGACCCUGAGUAACAGCCUUGGGACUUAUCCAGAUGACAAUGAAAUAGCAGAGUCCACAGGCCUGUCCUUGUCUAAAAUUGCAGCAGCUAGUAACUGCCUGAGAGUCGUCGGUUCUCUUGAUCAGAGAAUCGGGGAUUUCACCAGUGUCAAAUAUCUGGAACUCAUGCCCGAUACCUCGAUCAAGGGUCCUGAAGAAACUGUCAUGAGGGAGCACAUGUUGAAAGACAUGUAUGAUCUUCUAGCCGAAUUAGAUCCCAGGGAACGACAGGUUCUGCUACUGAGGCUCGGGCUUCAGGGCCAUCACUGCAUGUCGCUUCAAGAGAUAGGGAGGCUAUUCUCUGUGAGCAAAGAAUGGAUACGAAAAAUAGAGAGAACAGCUUUAAGAAAACUCAGAGAUCAGGAAACUCUUCAUAGUCUAAGCCAUUAUCUGUAUAUGAACCAUAUGAAUCAGUAAGCCUUAUAUUGUUAGUUCUAUAGAUCAAAGCUUCAGAACCCUUUUACAUGUAGAAAUGUAGAUAAUAUAUAUCCAGACACAUUGGUAGAUACCACAAGAUAAAUCUAUUCCAUGAAAUCUUGAAUGA
Messenger RNA from Daucus carota subsp. sativus, 1951 nucleotides. RefSeq names its product RNA polymerase sigma factor sigC. NCBI's taxonomy places the organism in Eukaryota, Viridiplantae, Streptophyta, Magnoliopsida, Apiales, Apiaceae. The transcript is spliced from 7 exons. The record is from RefSeq and is a predicted model, not a curated record. Bases 163 to 1824 code for a protein of 553 amino acids. Gene Ontology annotation, biological process: regulation of DNA-templated transcription; DNA-templated transcription initiation. Gene Ontology annotation, molecular function: DNA-binding transcription factor activity.